AUGAACAUUCUUAGGAGGCACAAUGUUUGUGUUGGUUCUGAUGGUAAAGGAGAAUUUGCAGGAGGAUUAGAUGAGGGUGGUGGUGUCCUAGCCGGUGGAUUAGAAGAUGGAAGUGGUGAUGAACUAGAAGGUGGAUUAGACAGAGGUGAUGGGGAAUUAGGAGGUGGACUGGGUGAAGGUGGUGGUGGCAAGCUAGCUGGAGGAUCAGAUGGUGGAGGCGGCAAACUCUUUGGUGGAGUUGAUGAUGGAGGUGGAGGAGAACUUGGAGGAGGAUUUGGCGGUGGAGAAUUAGAGGAUGGGAGUGGCACUGGCACAAUGUCUGAAGAAAGAGUAGAUUGA
Messenger RNA from Ilex paraguariensis (yerba mate), 339 nucleotides. NCBI's taxonomy places the organism in Eukaryota, Viridiplantae, Streptophyta, Magnoliopsida, Aquifoliales, Aquifoliaceae. The record is from the annotation of a GenBank genome assembly.